ACGUGAGACGCAAAAUAAUAUAUAGUAUAUUAUAAUAUUCUUCUGGCGGGAACAGAAACAAGUUGACACUCGCGUUAAAACAAAACACAAACAUUAUUUCUAAUAAUUGAGUGUCGUAUGUUUUUUUUUAAAACAAGUGAAUCUCGAUAAAUACGUCGAUGUGGAAGUCAAAGCCAGUUCAUUCGCGUCUAGAAUUUAAUUCCAUUAGAUUCAUUUUCUAUCACAGACAUCAGUGAUAAUUUCUAACCUCGCUUUGUGGCCUCUCCGUUGUUUUCAUAACAAAAUAAAAUUUAAUUGUCAAUUUAAAUAUUUGAUAAAUUAAUGCAAUGGGUAGUCCUGUCACAAGACGAGUAAAACGUAAAAUUUGUGAUCCUGAUGAAGGUCAGAAGUCGAAAAAAGCUCGAGAGAGUUCUGAAGAGGAUGUUGAAAUUCCCGCAAAAGAUCCACAAACCGCUGGAAAAAUUUUGAAAAUCCAUCUGCGUAAUAUUAUGUGCCAUGAAUCAUUAGAAGUUGAAUUCAAUCCUAAUGUUAAUUUCAUUAUUGGAAAAAAUGGUAGCGGUAAGAGUGCUAUCAUAACAGCGAUAGCUGUUGUUUUUGGUGCACGUGCUAAUAUUACAAAACGAGGAGAUUCAUUGAAAGCUUUAAUAAAAGACGGCUGUGAGGCAGCGAGUAUCGACAUUGUUAUUUCGAACGUCGGAUCAUUGGCAUACAAACCAGAAUUGUAUGGUGAUACAAUAAAAAUAACCCGUACUUUUGGUUCCAAGUCUCAGUACAAAUUGUCAAACUCUCAUGGCAAAUUAAUAUCGAGUAAAAAACGAGAUUUAGAUUCAUUGGCGACAUGCAUGAAUAUUCAAAUUGAUAAUCCCAUAUCUGUAUUAAAUCAGCAUCAAUCAGCGACUUUCCUCAAGGAUUCAAACGACUCUAACAGAUACGAAUUAUUUAUGAAAGCAACUCAAUUGUCAACAAUAAACGACAAUUACAAAUCAGCAUUAAUUGAGAGUCAAGAAACUACGCGUAUUUUAGAAAAUACUUCGAAGCAGUUGCAUCAAGAAAAAAAAGAAAUUGAACAUUUGGAAAAUAAUUUACGUAAAUUAUUAUCACUGGAUAAUAUACGCACAGAGUUUGAAGCUGUACAGCUCGAAUUGAAAUGGGCUGACGCUAUUGCUGAAGAAGAAGCUCUGGUAUUACGCGAAGGUCUAGUCACGCAGUAUCAAAAUAAAGUACAGCAGUUUGAAAAUACGCACCAAGACAAUGGAAAUAAAAUUCAAGAGAUCAACAAUAAUUUGGACGAGUUAAAUAAUCAAGUAAAAGAUAUUGAAGCCGAGGCUCAGGCUGCGCGCGAAUCCUACGCGACAGCUAAAGUCAAUUAUGCCGCGAAAAAAGAGACGGUGAGCAACAAAGACCGGGAGAUUAAAAAUUGUCAGAAACAAAUUCAAAAGUUAAAAGCAGAUAUCGUUACUUACACUAAUGAAAUUGAGCGUUUGGAAGGCGGGAGUGGUCAAGCUGAGCAGAAACGGAACCAUCAGAAAAACAAAGUUGAAAAAUUGAAAGACAAACUCGCGGAAAUCGAGGCUUUAUUGAAUACAAACAAAACGGAACUGUCACAUCUAGAGACCACUAAGAUGCAGUACGAGCAGGAGGAGCGCAUGAAAAAAAUGGACGCUGAUAAAAAAACCAGUGAGUGCAAUCGCAUUGUCGGGCAGUUGAGAAAUUUUGAAAAAUCUGGCGGCGGAAAUAAUUCUAUUUACGGGCGAAAUAUUCCGCGUUUGAAACGACGUAUAGACGAGGAAUACAACAGAGGGCGUUUUAGUAAAAAACCAAUCGGGCCGAUUGGUGAGUUUAUUAAAUUGAAAGACCAGUCCUGGAUACCGGCGGUUGAAAAUUAUUUGGGUAACCUCAGCUCAUUCUGCGUCGACAAUGCCCAGGAUUCAAAGACACUUGGGAAUAUUAUGCGGGAAAUUUACGGAAAUGAGCAGAGCCCGACAAUACUGUGCAGUAGAUUUCAUAACCGAGUUCACGAUGUCAGCAGGAAGUGCGCGCAGGAUCAAAAUUAUUCAAAUCUAUUGGACAUGAUGGAGAUAUCGAAUCCAGUUGUUGCCAAUUGUAUCAUUGAUCAGAAAGAACCGGAAUGUUUGCUGCUGAUACCGACCAGCGAAGAGGCCAAAGAAAUGAUGGGUCAGGCGAGAAAUGUACCGCGUAAUUGUAAGCGCGCUAUCACCAAAAAAGGCGACACAUUUUUUCCAGAUCCUCAGUAUCGUACCUACGGUGGUAGAGUUGGCAGAGCGAGAUAUCUCCAGGUAUCGACAACUGACGUAAUUCAGAGUUUACAGGAAGAACUUGCGGUUGCUGAGAGAGAAAGAAAUUUGGCUGUCGAUGCGUACAAAAUAAAACACGAGGAGUUGUUGAGAAAUAAUAAUAAUUAUAACGAUUUGCAGAAAAAAAUUCGAGAAUUGUCUGUUUUGAAGGACAGAAUUGUGAGAGAGAUAAAUGAUUUGUAUGAAGCACUUCAGGAAGAUGUUAGUGAUAAUUGCGCGGUAUUUAAAGCUGAUAAAAUUGAAUCGGAGAGAAAAUUGAAAAUUAAAGAAAAUGAGUUGGCCAAACUGACAGAGGAAAAAGUUCAGCUUGAAGCUGAAUUAAAAGAACUUGCGGUUGAAGUACGUGACUGUCAUGCUAAUAAUUCAAAUCGCAGUGCGAAGAUAACGGAUAUAAAACAACAAAUACGAGAAUUAGAGACGGAGAGAACGCAAAUUAAAAAUAGUGUAAUUAAUACCAAGCAAAGAAUUGAAAAAGCACAACAAGAAUUGGCUACUGCUGUUGAAGCCUGCGAUCUCCAGCGUGGGAGGACAGCAACGGUCGUUGCUACUGCACAGAAAGCUGGUGAUCGAAUUGAAACAAAAAGAUCACCACCGCAAUUAAAAAAUCUGGCCCAGUCACUUGAAACGAGGAUUCAAAGUGUCGAACAAAAUCUUGGUUCCAGAGAAGAAUUGGAGGAGCAGUUGAAUAUCAAGAGAAACAAAAGCAAAGACAUCAUUGAAUUGUUCAAUGGCCUUCAGAAAGUAAACAGAAAACAUAUGGCCAGAGUUGAGCAGAGAAGAGAGGAGUUUCAAAAAAUGAAAAAAGUUAUGGCGCGCAAAGUAAGACAUGAGUUUAUGAAUGUGCUCAAUCUGAGAAAUUAUGAUGGCUCGCUUAUAGUCGAUUAUGCCAAUAAGAAGCUCAAGAUUGAAGUUAUUCCACGUACUAGAGAACAACAAGCUACUAAUGAUGUCCACACAUUGUCGGGAGGUGAAAGAUCUUAUUCAACAAUUGCGUUUGUUCUGGCACUCUGGGAGUGUACCACUUUGCCAUUUUAUUUUCUUGAUGAAAUUGAUGUUUUCAUGGACAAAGUGAACAGAAGAUUAGCCUACGAUCUAUUAAUUUUACAUGCCAAAGAUCAUCCUGAACGACAAUUUGGUUUUCUAACUCCACUUGAUGCUUCUAUUUUUAAAGCUGACCAAUUUAUAAAGAUUUUACGACUCGCACCACCAGAACGGGCUAAAGAUACUCAAUCUCAACGGAGUCAACGUAGUCAGGAAUAAAGUAUUACUACUUAACUUUAUUUUUAUUCCAAAAUAUUAUUUUAUUUUUGUUCUUUAUUAACUAUUACUAUAUUAUUUAUUUAAUCGCUAGUUCAUUUAUUUAUCGUUCUAACAAAAAAAAAAAAAAAAAAACAUUUUCCAUAAGUUAAUUAGUCGUUCCUCAGAUGCCUUAACUUAUUAAAAAAAAAACAUACAAAGAUAUCUGAUAGUUAUUGAUUAAAAAAAUUAAAAGUUUAAUCCUAUUACUACUUUAAUAGUAAUUAUUUAUUUAAUGUUUUUAUUAUUUGUCAAAGUUUAAAUAUAUAAUAUUGGCAUACAUA
This is a messenger RNA of Microplitis mediator, 3895 nucleotides long. RefSeq names its product structural maintenance of chromosomes protein 6 (gene SMC6). The transcript is spliced from 5 exons. The coding region runs from base 327 to 3575 and encodes 1082 amino acids. Lineage: Eukaryota; Metazoa; Arthropoda; Insecta; Hymenoptera; Braconidae. Gene Ontology annotation, molecular function: damaged DNA binding; single-stranded DNA binding; ATP hydrolysis activity. Gene Ontology annotation, biological process: double-strand break repair via homologous recombination. The record is from RefSeq and is a predicted model, not a curated record. Gene Ontology annotation, cellular component: site of double-strand break; nucleus; Smc5-Smc6 complex.